Molecule: messenger RNA, 3430 nt
Organism: Chara braunii
Lineage: Eukaryota; Viridiplantae; Streptophyta; Charophyceae; Charales; Characeae
Source: the annotation of a GenBank genome assembly
GGCUCGAUGACCUUGCCCAGGCGGGGUGUGAAACGUCUUCAGGCGGGGCGGCUGCUUGUCGGCAGGCGGCAGGGGGACCACUGCAUACGGGGCAAGGAAGGAGCCGCGGAGGCGAUUAAAAGCUUCUCGUAGCAUGGCCUGGAAAAAGCUAAUUCUUGUCGGACCGAUGGAAGUGAAUGCCUGGACGGCCGACUCCAAUGGCCUCACCGAGAUGUGCGGGGUGAUUCCCGAGAUUAACGGACAAGCGUCGGGAAACAAGAUGGCGCGAUGGUUGUCGCCUCCUGUCUACUCUAGUGGUCCGGAAAUGCCUAUAGAGGUAAGGGAUGGGGUAUCUGUGGUUCUCCCGGAAGAAGGGACGUGGACCGACCUAGAACCGGCCUAUGAAACCGUGNCUAUAGAGGUAAGGGAUGGGGUAUCUGUGGUUCUCCCGGAAGAAGGGACGUGGACCGACCUAGAACCGGCCUAUGAAACCGUGAUGCUGGACGAGAAGGGCGCGUUCCUCUGGAUAGAGACAAUCUGGACUAAGGUCAGCUUGACGAGACUCUCACCUAGCUUGAUGGACCUAGAAUUCCGAGGAACAGUGGACGCUCGAGGGUGGGUCUACCUGUCACAAGAAUUGGAAAAUGCAAUGGUAGUGGGACUAGUAUUAGGCACGGUACCGGAUCAGUUGUUUAGGCAAGCGGAACGGGAAGCGGUAUGGGCAGCAUGUCAGCGGGCAGAAAUGGAGAUGGAAAGGAUGGAGGUGCGAGUGGAACUCGGGGACCGGAAAAAUAUGAGACGUCCCCUCAGGGAAAUGAGGUGCGUGAUACCCCCGUUUCUGGUGGAUGCAGUCUUUGGGACCAGGGAUAGACUUGAACGAAUAUGCCAAUCGAUGUCACGCCUGAGGCUGUACCAAUGUGUUAGACAAGAGUUCUUUAGGCUGUCGGUGGAAGCAGGGCCGUUUGAAGGAAACUGGGCUGAAGAAUUAGCUGAGAUGUUAAACCUCCUCAGCGCGGAUGAAGUCUUUGUUCCUAGUCCGGUGUAUUGGCAGAUAGUUUACCGAAAUGUGGCGGCAGGGGAAACCUUCUUGGAGGGGGUGAAAAAGAUGUUUUUAGUGCGGAUUGGGAGCCAGGAGAUCAAAGGCGAGUGCGUGAUGGCGCGAAGAAGGACGUUUCUCGAGGAACGCCCCUUGGGCAUUGAGCCGCCUAGGGAAGUACCGGGUGGGGUAGAGGUUAGCUUGCCGGCGGCAAGUGAAGGCUUGCACCAGGUGGCAGAUUGGGUCGGGGUCGAGAUUGCGGAAAAUAUGGUCUACUUGGUGACGAAAGUUGAGUGGCGUGCGGAUGAGAAUGGGGAAUGGAACUCGGACCCGCGGGGGCAUGUGCGUGCAGAAGGACGGUUGUAUGUGUCAGAGGAUGGGUGGAGGGAGUUCGGAGUUCGGCUGGCAUCAGGAGAAGACCCGUUGGGCAUGUUUGAAGGGGCAUGGCAGUUAGUAUGGCGAGCGGGGUUUGAGUUUGCAGAUCCAGGGGUUGACAAUGUAACAGCGGACCUUAGGGUAGCCAUGGUCGGGAGUUUUGAAUUGCCUAGCAAAAAUGUACGAAUGAGGCUGCCGCCCUUCCUGCUGAAAAGGUUGGGCGGUCUAGGACUUGUUAGACGAGCAGUAGCCGACCUCGCAAGCGUGACAUAUGAAGAUGCGAUGGUACAUCGAGAAUACUAUCGGGCCUUCCUAGAAAUGGGCCCGUUCAGUGGAGAGCAGAAGUACGAGGUGUUGCGCAUCCUGCGUGCUGUGUUUAGCACCAGGCCGAGGGCUCCGGUCGUGGGGAGUGAGGUCCUGUGGGGUGUCAUCCGACGGGAAAUAAGUCAAGGGAUGGUGUACGUGGAUGAUCUGUACCGAUUGCUAGGUAAAGAAAUGGUGACUGAGAAAGGGAUCGAUGACCAGCAGAGCGGAGGGAAUCAGGGCACGAAUGGGGAUGGGGAACGAAACGAGGGAUCAGCAAGGGAUCGAGAGUCAGCCAAACUGGAAGGAACCCGAGAAGACGGAAAGGAUCUCGCAACUGGAGAAAGCUCGGGGAAAGUUGGGGGUAGCAAAAGGGGACCUCAGGAAAACAGGGAAGGGGGGGACGAUAUGAGAACAAGCCCUCGGAACUCAGCAGGAGCCACCCCUAAAAAGACAAAAGUCUUGGAUGCCAGUCGUAAAUUGGCAGAAAUAGAAAAGCGGACUGCAAAAUUUAAGGCAAGGCUUAUCGAGCAGAUGAUGGCCGAGGAUGAGGAGGACCCCCAAGGCGCAGGGUCACGUGAGGGACGAGGAACCGGUCAGGACGAGGCCAGAGGGCAACCGGCGCAGGUUGCGGACAAAAAGGAUCACUGCGAAGAUCCGGCGGCGAUCGGAGAGCAGCCUUCAAGACGCGAUAAUAGCCACAAAGGAACGCCUAGCAAGAAGGGGAAGGACAAGAACGACCCCCCGGCGGAGGGGACGGAAAAUGCUAUGACCCCGCCUGCCAUCGACAGCGGCACUAGCCGACUACCAGCCACGCCGAAAGUCACAGGGGCGUGCGACGGACUCUGGAGCCUUAGGGAAAGGGUGCUAGGAUGGUUUGACCCAGAAGGAACGCCGAAAACCAGGGAGAAGCAGAGGGAAAGCAAGGAAGGGGAAGGGACCAGUGCAGCUGGAGAAGCGGGUAGCUCCGAAGGUGGUCUCAAGAUGAUAGUCACCACCCUCACCCGGGCACUAAACAAGAACCAGGGAUAUCUCGCAGAUGCAAAGAAGAAAUUCACGUUCGAUGGGGCAAACAUUACGGAGUUUCUAAUAGAGUAUGAGAACCUAGCAGCCUUACUGAAAUGGACGGAAGAAGAAAAGAUGGAGCACCUAGGGCAACAUGUGUCGCUAAGCUUGGGAAGGGACAUUAUGGCCAUCGUCGCGCCCAGUGGAUCCUGGAAAGAAACCAGGAAUGAGAUGAUGAGGAAAUACCUGAAGGCAGAAAAAAUGGCGACACAGGCCGAAUUAGCCGCAGUCCAGAGGAAAAACUAUGCGACUUACAACGAUUUCCUAAGGGCAUUUACGUUAGUGGCUCUGCGAAUUCCCGGGGUAACGGACCGCAUAAUGAGUAAAUACUUCCUCAGGCAGUUCUCCGAGUUUGACAAGGAUAAGAUUUUGUCAGCAUACCAGCAGACCAGUAAGUUCGAGUACACGAGAGAUGUGGACUUUAGUACGGUAACAGAUCUCGCAGAAAAGACUGUGGUGACCGAGACGUUGGCCCUGCUUAAAGAAGGAGAGGUUAUAGACCUGACUGGGAAGACGGGGGAUAAGGUCAAGAAGGGGACAAAAAGUUUGCACGAGCGGGUGCACGGGGUCGAUAGUCUCGUACCUCCGAGUGAGAACCAGUCGCGCGAUGGGGACAUCGUGUUUUGAGUGGGGGGAAGGUGUGCCGUCUACCAAUGAAUACGCAUGAAAAUA